Molecule: messenger RNA, 1491 nt
Organism: Moneuplotes crassus
Lineage: Eukaryota; Ciliophora; Spirotrichea; Euplotida; Euplotidae
Source: the annotation of a GenBank genome assembly
AUGAACCUCGAAAAGCUAUCACACUUAAACAAGAAAAAAUACCAGAAGAUCCUCGAAAUGGGAAAGAAAAGAGCCGAAAUGAUUGAAGAAAAGAAAAGAAUAAAAGAGAAGAAAGAUAUGGAACAAUUAGCCAUGCGAGCAAAUAAAGAAAGACAACAAGACAUCACCAAGAGAUUUGUCAACCAGAAUGAAGACCUCAAAGAAGAGCUGUUGAAAAUGCAACGAAAUCCUGAGAAUUAUCUCAUCCCAAAAUAACCAUCGGCCAAUGGUAGAAGAGCUAUCAUCACUCGAUCAAGAGAGGGAGGCUAGAAAGAUUGAAGAGAAAAUCAUAGAGCAGAAAUAAAAAGGAAACUAUCCUGAUGUCAAACCAUCAGUCCUUUCAUCAGAGAAGCAAAUGAUGGUACAAUACAAACUCUAUGACGAAGAACAAAAAUGGAAAUUCAUGUAUAAGCAGGAGCAGAAACAUAACAAAGAUGAACAAGAAGAACAUCAAAGAAAAAGACAAAACCCAGCUAGAUUUGUUCCAAAAAAUGGCUAGAGAAGGGAAUAAAAGGCUUAAAAUAAAGAUGAAACACUUAAAAUCUCAAAAUGCGAUCUACCUCAACCCAGAAAAUCUCAACAGCAUGAGUAGGAACAGUAUGAGUCUCACAAACAACGCUCAGUCAAAGACCCAACCCCUGAACCCCACCUCUCUGCCCACUUUCACCCAAUCCCAGCUCCUCGACCCCAACCUGUCCCUUCCAGUCACCCAGACCCCCACUGAAAACACUAAGAAUUACAUCCAGUACAAUUCUUUCUUCGCCAAGUACAAAAAUGCAGGGCACAUCACCAAGCUUGACUCCAACCUCAAAUCCCGGUCGGCCAAUUUCCAGCCUAGCCCAGAACGAGGGCUUAAAGACCAGGACAUAAGCCGGUCGAGGAAUUUUGGAGUGGGGAGUAAGGACCAGGGGGUUUUGGAAAAUAGGGGAUUUGAAGGAAAUUUUAAGAAGAAGGAAAUUAGGAAACCCCCCUUGGGGAAAUUAGUGAGUACGAAACCGAAGAUUGUUGAGGAUAAAGCCAGUCUUGCUAGAAUUAAGACUUUGAUCAAGAAUUGAAAGUUAUCGAUUUAUUAUAAUGAAGAAAUGAAUCCCAAUGAGUAUAUGGGAAGAGGAUACCCUAAUUAUCAUGAUCCUGACUUGCAUGCUGAGAGAGAACGGAUAGCUGUUACCCCAGUUCAACCUGAUACUAGGAAUAAUGAAUUAACAUUUAUGGAAUCAAUAAAGGAGGAUAAGGGUCCAGGAAAAUUAUUAAAGCCUUGGAGCGAGAUACAAAAAGAGAAUGAAAAAUAAAUUAGCACAGAGUCAAGGAGGAUUAAUAUUUGCUAAAGGUACUAUAUUUCCUCAGAAAUUAGAUAAUUCACGUUCAAGAUCUGUAUCUCCCAAUCCCACAGACUCAAAUUUCACCUCAUUUUACUCAAAUUCAAAGCACUUGUACUCUCCAUUUUACUCUUAG